GGGCUUUUUGCCCCCCCCAAGCGGUAUUCUUUUUUAUACAAAGUCAGCUUUAUAUAUAGCUGUAUAUAUAAGUUCUUCCCUUCUAAUUGUCCAGGCCAGGGGAUCCUCUUCUCCAGCUGUGCUAGAAAUCCCAGGAACCUAAUUGUGCAGGUCUCUAUGGUCCCCAGGCCUUGUCUGGAAUUGUCAUCCUGGCCAUCGCCCCCCCACCUUUUUUUUCUUUUUAAAGAAAAGGACCCCAAUCGAAAUGUUCUCCGUGUGCACCUCAACAGGAGGUCAUGGGACCAUCCUGCCCUGGCACACGGGUCGCUCCCUCCACGCUCCUCCGAAAACCCACUAAAGGGUUACACCGCAGCCACUCCUACUUCCUAGAGAGGCUGGAGUAACCUUGGGGUUGGGGGAUGGGUGGGCAUAAUAUUCGGCAAGGCCUCUUCCUGCGCCCAACCACCCUGCCUUGUCGGCAACUAUCAGAACAACAAGAGGCAACAGCCAACCCGCUUCCCAUCUACGCCAGGGGAACUCCUAGAUUGUGGGGGACGAAGCGUUAAUGCCCAGAAUCAGCUGUCCGUCUCUUCAAGGAAGAAAAUUCUCUGCUGAUCAGAAAUGUUGCUGGUCCCUUCCUUCGAGUAAUUAUUUCUUCUUCUUUUUUUUUUACUGAAAUCUCCCAGUGUUUGUAGGCCUUGACAGAAGAUUCGUCUGGUUUCUCCUUUGUAAUCAUUUAUCUUUAUUUUAAAAGUUAUAUUUCAAAGAAGAGGCUACAAUUAUUCAUGAGCUUAUUUGGCUUGAAAAUCCUCGUCAUUGUAACUUUGAAAAGCUCCCGUCAGCCUCAACCGGGACCUUUUCUCCACUGUAUGUGGAUGUUGUCUUCUCUGAAACGUUAGCCACAAAAAUGGCUACUGAACUGAGGGCUGGAGGAGCCGCGUUUCUCUCCUUCCAGAAUGUUCUGGGACAUGGCAUGAACCCUAUAAGAAAGUCCGAGGAGGAAGCCCAAGUGCGGGCUCUAGACCCUGAUGGGGAACGGAUGGUCCCUCGGGUCAUUCAGGUUGGGACCAUAGGAGAAUUUCUAGGGUGGAUGGCUCCCCAAGAGAUGAGCCAAGGAUCAGAAGAAGGUUUGGCUCAACGCUGGGAGACCCAGUGGCAGGAAGUCUUGAAGACGGUCCAGCUUCUUCCUUCUGGGGUUGGGACUCCACACCAGUCAAAACCUUUUCCCUGGGACUCCUGCGAGUCUGUCCCCAACACCAGCCAGUGGUCGAAUGGAGAAAGCGUUCCUCAGUACUUGGUGGUCAACAACGGAGAGUUACAUCCUCGGAUCCUUUAUGGUCCAGAGGUUGAAGGAAACAGGCUGAUGAAGGACAUACUUGUGAACCAAGAGGCUCUCUUGACCGAGGCUCAGCGCCAACGUUUUAGGCAGUACAGUUACCAGGAGGCUGAAGAACCUCAAGAAGUUUGCAAGAGACUCCGGGAAUUUUGCUGUCAAUGGCUGAAGCCAGAGAAGCACUCCAAAGAGCAGAUCCUGGAGCUGGUGAUCCUGGAGCAGUUCCUGGCCAUCCUACCGCCAGAGAUGCAGGGCUGGGUCAGGGACCGUUAUCCUCAGGCUUGUUCCCAAGCCAUGGGUCUUGCAGAAGAGUUCCUCAGGAGUCAGAAACAAGAGAUUAAGGUGCUGGAACCGUGCGCAGCACUAGUGAUGGUCUCCCCGGAGGCUGAAGGAUCCCUGGCAGCCUCUGGAUCUAACGGCCUCCUUUGUAGAGAAGCUGAACUGAAAGACGGUCAGGAUCCCAGCUCAGCGGGUGACCCCGCCAUGAUCAGGAAUCCCUUGGAGGUUACUCAGCCAGGGGAUCCUGAGCUUCCUUUUUUGUUUGGAUCCUUAAUGGCGCAACAAGGAUCCAUGGAUAACAGGGACGGGCUGGUGCAGAAUAACCCAAUGGAGCCGAUCCAGAAAGGGGACGGAGCGAGGCUUUGCAGCGAAGGGGUCUACGAGACGGUGGUCCGUUUGGAGGAACACGGACACUGGUGCCUCGAAUGUGGCGAAAGCUUCCAAGACGCCUUGCAACUUCAGAAUCACCAGAAUUCCCAUUCGGGUCGGAAGCGUCCGGAGUGUCCAGAAUGCGGGAAAAGUUUCCGGGAUCUUUCGCACGUUCUCCGGCAUCAAACCGUCCACACGGGAGAGAAACCCUACGCCUGCUUCAAAUGUGGACAGAGUUUCACCCAGAAACCAGCACUUAACCGGCAUCUUAGAAAACAUUUGGAAAGCCAGAGUGACUCAGGAGACCAAGAACGGCACGGAAACCAGGAAAAUAGCCACCAGGGUGAGGCAACCCCUUCUUGGGCCUGGCCUAACCAAACAUUCCCCGAAAACAGAGUUGGCCCCUUUGCCAGCAGCCUGGGACAGCAGCCAUCGAUGAAUCAGUAUCCCGAAUCUGCCUCCGGCACUCACCGGGAAGGCAAAACGGCCAGGAAAACCAUCAGCCGUCGAGGGCAGAAGAAAUACUGGUGUUUUAUCUGCAUCAAAGGCUUUCGGGACAAGGCAGAUUUGGUACGGCACGACCGGAUCCACACGGGAGAGAAACCUUACGCCUGCCCGGACUGCGGACGGAAAUUCAGCUACACGUCCAGCUUGUAUAAGCACCAGCUGAUCCACCGGAGAGCGGGCAGCCUGAAAGGGAACCAGUUCAGAGAGAUGUCCGUAGACUACAACCCAGAUGAUUUUUCGGCCGUCCGCACAGCUCCCUUGGCCUGUCUCGAGGGCGGCGGGGGGUGGAGGAACGGGGUGAAGUUGGAGGCGACUGAGGAAAAACCACCCACGGAGGCCUUGUCGGUAGGAAAGGCCGACACGCAAUCAAGUGACUUUGCUUUCGAUAUUUCAGCGACGUAAUUCAAAGCGGUCGGCUUUGCUUUUUUGUACCUGGUGCGUUUUGGACAGAUCGGACUUUAGCAUCCAGGAAUUCUAGCUUGAAUUGAGAAGAGGAGCUUGUCUAGUUGAUAAAAGCGAUUCAGUUCAAACCAACCAGCUGAAUCCCCUCUC
Molecule: messenger RNA, 3019 nt
Organism: Pantherophis guttatus
Lineage: Eukaryota; Metazoa; Chordata; Lepidosauria; Squamata; Colubridae
Biological process (GO): regulation of transcription by RNA polymerase II
Cellular component (GO): nucleus
Molecular function (GO): DNA-binding transcription activator activity, RNA polymerase II-specific; RNA polymerase II cis-regulatory region sequence-specific DNA binding
Source: RefSeq, a predicted model, not a curated record